AGUAGGAAGCGCCAUACAUUUGCAACGUUUUUCUACUGUAAAGUUUUGGAGUCUUACCAAAUGAACACAAGUGCCUUUGAAUUAAUUAUUUAGACACAUACUGGACAAAUGGGGUAACCAACCCAUCUUCUGGAAAGCUACUGAGUGUGCUGGUUUUUACACUAGCCCUACCUGAACUCACUGGAUUUAGCCAAUCCUGACCUCAAGUCAAGAUGGAUGACAUCAACCUACACUACAGGUUCCUGAACUGGCGGAGGAGGAUCAGAGACGUGCGUGCUGUACGCUUUCAGGAGCGCUACAAAAGAAUGCUGAAGAAUGGAGACACACUCAGAUGUCUGAGUGGAAGUGUUUCCUUGUUAUUUCUCUUCAGCUAUCAAGGGAACUCUGAUGAGGUUGGCUGCUAUGUGGCUCCCCGUCCCUUAUCAAAGGGAAACUGCUACUUUGAGGUGACCAUAAUGGACACAGGGGUGAGAGGGACGAUAGCAGUAGGCCUGGUGCCACAGUUCUACAAGCUGGACCAUCAGCCAGGCUGGCUGCCACAGUCUGUAGCCUACCAUGCUGAUGACGGCAAGCUGUACGAUGGGAACCCUGUAGGCCAGCAGUUUGGGCCCAAAUGCAACCGUGGUGACAGGAUUGGCUGUGGAAUAUACUGUGAUACCAUCGAGGCUGGGUUGACCACGGUCUUUUUCACCAAGAAUGGCAAAGAGGUGGGCUCGUUGGUGUUCCCUGCAGCGGCGGAGGGCCUGUUCCCAGCAAUCGGGAUGCACUCUCUGGGAGAGGAAGUGAGGCUGGACCUCCAGGCAGAGUGGGACAUGGAGGAGGCCGACAGCAUCAUGAUGGUGGACAGCCACGAGGACGACUGGGGACGUCUCUACGACAUCAGGGUCACUGGCACGCAGCUCCUGGAGUACGUUGGGAAGGGGAAGAGCAUCCUGGACGUGGGUCUAGCCCAGGCCAGGCAGCCCCUCAGCACACGCUGCCACUACUUUGAGGUGGAGAUAGUGGACGCUGGAGAGAAGUGCUACAUCGCCCUGGGCCUGGCCAGAAGGGACUACCCCAAGAACAGACACCCGGGCUGGAGCCAAGGCUCAGUGGCUUAUCACGCAGAUGAUGGGAAGAUCUUCCAUGGUAGUGGGGUUGGGGAGCCGUUUGGUCCUCGCUGUAUCGAGGGUGACAUCAUGGGCUGUGGCAUCAUGUUCCCACGGGACUACAUAUUGGAUGGUGAAGAUGACAUAGAUGAGUGGGACCCGUUGGAGGUGCUGCCAAGGCAGGGCGAGGGGCGCAUCCAGAACAUUCUGUACCUGAAUGAUGAGGAGGAGGAGGAAGAGGGGGGCGAACUGGACCAGGAGCAUGACGGCAGGAAGGUCAUGGUGUUCUUCACACGGAACGGGAAGCUGAUGGGUCGCCGUGAGGUGGUGGUGCCCCCAGGGGGGUUCUACCCCACCGUGGGGAUGCUGAGCAGCGGAGAAAAGGUCAAGGUAGACCUGCACCCCCUCAGUGGAUGAACCUGACCAGCCUGCAUCCUCUUAGUGGAUAAGAUGAGUCCAGAAACUGAACACUGCACCCUGUCAUUGCCUGACCAGUGACCACAUCAAGCCUUACUGGGGAUCAGCAUAGUGAAACUAGGGCAGGGAUUCAUUCCAUGGCGUUCUAUAACUGACUUUUUAAAGGUAUUUUUUUCUUGAGCGUUUACCAUUUAUUUGAUCUCUGCAAACGUCUGGGAAAAUGCUGUUAAAAGGCAUAUUGUGGGCUGUAUAAAAUGCUACCCUGUAACACAACUUGAAUAGAAUCCCAACCUUAGUCACAACCAUCAGGACUCACUGUGGCAAAAAUUUAUAUAUACACUGAUGCAGAGAAAUGUGUUAUUUUACAGCGUCAGCAAUAGUAGUUUGGCAAAUUAGGGUAAAGUGCCUUGCUCAAGGUAACAUAGAUUUUUUUUUUUCUCACAUUGUUGUCUCGGGUAUUCAAGCCAGCGACUCCUAAAACUACCAUCAGGACUAACUGUGGCAACAAUACCAUCAGGAUUCACUGUGGCAACAAUACCAUCAGGAUUCACUGUGGCAACAAUACCAUCAGGAUUCACUGUGGCUAAACUAAAGGCUACGCCUGAGGCCCAGUUGUUGGAUAAUUCUGUGCAAUUUGUUGUUUUAUCAUCAUCAAGCCACAUUUUUUUUCCCCUGUCAAAGCAAAUAGUCAGCCCUGCCUGGUCCUGGGCUCUGAAACAGUGGAGCCCCUGAAAUGUCUCUCGUGAGGUCUACUGGCACACUUUGUUGAUUUCAUUUGUCAUGGCCCCAAACAUAGCAAUGCAUGUCCAACAGAGUCCGAGAGCCUGCUGGCAGUUCAUGUUAUAGGCACUAGUGAGUGAGUAGUGCUCUCCUGUGAGCACUGGAAGUUGCUUCCCAAAUGGCACCCUAUCCCUUAUAUAGUGCACUACUUUUGACUAGUGCCCUAUUUGCCCUGGACAAAAAAUAAUGCACUAUAUAGGGAAUAGGGUGACAUUUGGGAUGCCGGUAGGUUGUGUGUGUGAUUGAGUGAGUAGUACCUUCCUGUGAGUGCUCACUAACCUGCCUCCUGGAGCUGAGCUGAGCUUGAUAGGCCCCAGAUCUGUUAGUGCUUUAUAGCCUACUCUUAUGGUCAUUGUCAUGCCAAACACAGAUUUGGGACCAGGCUUGAGCUGGGCUAGGUGGGAGUAAAAACGAUAUUCUCCAUAUCACAUGGAUGGCAUCCUGGUAUCAAGUAACCCCUUAUCAAAGACUGGAAAUGAUGUUAAUGUGGGAAUAUACACGACCAUGGUAUGUGGACAAAAGUAUAUUGACAGCCGUUGAAAUGAGUGGAUUUGACUAUUUCGGCCAGAACCGUUGCUGACAGGUGUAUACAAUCGAGCACACAAUCGAGCCUGCUUCCAACUUUGUGGCAACAGUUUGGGGAAGGCCCUUUCCUGUUUCAGCAUGUCAAUGCCCCCGUGCACAAAGCAAGGUCCGUACAGAAAUGGUUUGUCGAUCUGUGUGGAAGAACUUGACUGGCCUGCACAGAGCCCUGACCUCAAUCCCAUUGAACGCCUUUGGAAUGAAUUGGAACGCAUACUGCGAGCCAGGCCUAAUUGCACAACAUCAGUACCCGACCUCACUCAUGCUCUUGUGGCUGAAUGGAAGCGAGUCCCCUCAGCAAAGUUCCCAGAAGAGUGGAGGCCAUUAUAGCAGCAAAGGGGGGUUCCCAGAAGAGUGGAGGCCAUUAUAGCAGCAAAGGGGGGACCAACUCCAUAUUAAUGCCAAUGAUUUUAGAAUGAGGUGUUCGACGAGCAGGUGUCCAUAUACUUUUGACCAUGUAGUGUAUGUAUAUAUUCUAUGUCAUAUAUGUUUGACUGUAUAGAUUCAUAAUCUCCUAUAUAUUUUCCUAGAUUUCUCUCUACAUGGAAUUCUAUAACUGAAGACGUGGGAGAGAGACUGUUGGCUUUUUGUAAUAGGGGGGGAUGGGUGGUGAGGGUUUAGUUAAAAAUCCCAAGCACUUUUUAAGUGUACUCUAUCCACUCCCAGUGUAAUUUACAAGCGGUUACUUUUGCCUAAUUAUAUGUUCCGAUUCAUUUUUCAUGAACAUAUUUUGGUUGAGGAUAAUAGAUCAACUGCACACGAGAUCAUCAAUGUCUUCUGCAAGAGUAUACUUUUGUCACAAGCACGUUAGAAAUGGUUGAGUCGGGUGGUGUCUAGUACACAGUAGAACCAGCAGAGUGCGAUCAGCAUCCUGUUCAGUCCAAUCUGAGAGGAAUGUUUGUUUGUGGUCCCAAAUGGCCCCCUAUUCCCUACAUAGUGCACAAUUAAUUUUUUACCAUGGCCCACUGGUCAAAAGUAGUGCACAGUGUAGGGAAUAGGGUGCCAUUUGGGACUGAGCCUGUCUAAAUGUAUACAGAGGAAGAGACUGAGCGCUUGUCAUUUGUUCAUAAGGUUUAAGAGACUUGUUCCGAUCUAUGCCAAAUGUUUAAGGAUUCUGAUCAAUCCGCCAUAUUGCAUUUCUGUUUGUAUGAUUUAACUCGCCAUGAGAUGCUUCUGUGUGCGUCCCAAAUGGCACCGUAUUCCCUAUAUAGCACACUAUUUUUGACCAGAGCUCUAUUGUCCCUGGUCAAAAGUAGUGCACUAUAAAGGGAAUAGGGUGCCAUUUGGGACAUUGUCUGUCACCUGGACAUGCCUCAUUCCCUUGAUAUUGACACAAUCCCACACAGCAGCACCUCUGUAGUCACGGUUCAGGCAUCAUGAAGACCAUAGACAUGCUUAUUCAUAGAUGACAUACAAGCAAGAGAAAGAAGGCUGUACUUGUAUCUCAAUUAGGGUUGCAAAAUUGUAACUUUCCAAUAAUUCUCAGGUUUUCCAGAAAUCGUGGUUGGAGGAUUCUGGAUUUCCUGCGUAUUCCCUCCUGAACCUUCCAGACAGGAUUGAUGGGAAACCUGGGAAUUUUGGGGAAAUUAUCAGAAUUUGGCAACCAUGAUCUCAAUGUAAAUGUUAGCACCUUGCCUACUUCCAGGAAGGCUGUCUUACUAAUUAAUAUAUGCAUUAAAAGGUAGUUAUUUCCAUA
Oncorhynchus masou masou (cherry salmon) is the source of this 4563-nucleotide messenger RNA. It is a transcript of the gene spryd3, whose product is annotated as SPRY domain containing 3. NCBI's taxonomy places the organism in Eukaryota, Metazoa, Chordata, Actinopteri, Salmoniformes, Salmonidae. The transcript has 11 exons. The coding region runs from base 213 to 1505 and encodes 430 amino acids. The record is from RefSeq and is a predicted model, not a curated record. Gene Ontology annotation, molecular function: protein binding.